This is a messenger RNA of Syzygium oleosum, 1448 nucleotides long. RefSeq lists its product as uncharacterized. Bases 168 to 1091 code for a protein of 307 amino acids. Gene Ontology annotation, biological process: TRAMP-dependent tRNA surveillance pathway; exonucleolytic trimming to generate mature 3'-end of 5.8S rRNA from tricistronic rRNA transcript (SSU-rRNA, 5.8S rRNA, LSU-rRNA); nuclear mRNA surveillance. Gene Ontology annotation, cellular component: cytoplasmic exosome (RNase complex); nuclear exosome (RNase complex). The record is from RefSeq and is a predicted model, not a curated record. NCBI's taxonomy places the organism in Eukaryota, Viridiplantae, Streptophyta, Magnoliopsida, Myrtales, Myrtaceae. The transcript has 9 exons.
UCCAAACAACAAGACGACUGUCGGCCUCCUUAGUGUUUUUCGCGCCGACCUCACUCGCUCUGUCUCUUAACCUAACGUCUCUUGCUCUCGUCUUUACCCUCGCAACUCUGUCUAUCUCUCUCUCUCUGUGUGGCUACCGGCAUCGGAGCUGGGCUUCAACCCUACAGAUGGCCGUAGAAAUGGGGGCGCCGAGUGCUGCCGGAGAUUGGUCGUCGGAGAUGGAGGUCGAUGCUUUCAGACGCCUCUUCCCUCUUCGCUACUACGAGAGGCAUCUCUCCGAAUCGAUACGCCCCGAUGCCAGACCCCUCAAAAGAGCCAGAGAUACAAUUGUGUCCCUCGAGGCUGUUGCAUCCUCUGAUGGGUCCGCACUGGCAAAGAUUGGUUCCACUACAAUGUUGGCUGCUAUAAAAAUGGAAGUCAUGACUCCUUCUGUUGAUUCGCCUGAUGAAGGCAGUAUAGCGGUUGAGUUCCAUAUGCCCCCUAUAUGCUCUCCGGUCGUGAGGCCAGGUAGGCCUGCUGAGGUAGCACCGGUGAUAUCGAAGCAACUUUUUGACUCUUUAGUAAGCUCUGGGAUGAUUGAUCUGAAGGAGCUAUCCCUGAUCAAAGGAAAAGCAGCUUGGAUGGCAUACUUGGAUAUAUAUUGUCUUGAUGCUGAUGGUGCUCUUUUUGAUGCUGCAUUGCUUUCAGCGGUUGCUGCAUUUACUCAUUUGCGUAUCCCGGUGGUUUCUUUGAGUGAUGAAGGAAGAAUGGUGGUGGUCUCCAAGGAACUUGAGGGUGAAAAGUUGGAUAAAGAACCUGUCGACAAAGAGAGGAGAAAACUCUCGUUGAAAAGCAUUCCGUUUUCCCUGACAUGCAUUCUUCACAAUAACUACAUCUUGGCGGACCCUACUUUCGAAGAAGAGUCCAUAAUGGAAACGUUCAUAACCGUGGUUUUGAAUUCAUCUGGUCAACUUGUCUCUCUCUAUAAGCCAGGUGGACCGGUUCUUGCACAUACAUCAGCUAUUCAGGAAUGCAUUGCAUUGACAAGGCAAAGAAUGAAGGAACUUCAGGAGAUUAUAGAUGAAGCCAUCUCUAGCAUGGAGAUUGAUUAGAAUUUAUAUAUGUGUUUGUGAGUUUGUUCUGAUCGAUUGCUGCUUCUAAUGGCAUUUAAUCAUUUUCUGUCUAUUACUGGGGGUGUUAAUUAAAAUGCAGAGGGAAGUUCAUGUGAAGCUUCUGUAUUAACUAGGAAAUGGAAACAUCAAGGACAUCGUGGUUCAGGUGUCUUCUCGAGCUAUUAAGUUCCGGUUUGCUUGCGAUCUGAAUGUUCACAAUGGGCCACAAAAUAGCAGAAAGACAGCAUGGGAGUUUUGAGAACUUGAACUGAGACCUGAUGGAAACUGGUUAGAAACCCAGAGUUGAGAACUAUAAAAGAUUCAUCCUUUGCAUGCACGUGUUUCUCUAUUUCGUCA